Molecule: messenger RNA, 1713 nt
Organism: Didymodactylos carnosus
Lineage: Eukaryota; Metazoa; Rotifera; Eurotatoria; Philodinida; Philodinidae
Source: the annotation of a GenBank genome assembly
AUGGAUGACGAUUUCAAUAAACUAACAACAAUAUCAGAAUUGGAAUUCCUUGAUUUUGUUAGGAAAUUUUAUGAAAAAAACUCAAAUAGUUUUACAUUUCCUGACUUAGAUUUAGAUAAAAGGCAAAAACUAGUGACUGAAAUAUUUACACGUUUACGUCCAGGUAAUUUUGAAACAAACUCAAUUAAUAUUUGUUUGAAAUCAUUACGAUUACUCACACGUGAACGGGAAGGACUUGAUGCAAUUACUGGAUCAUCCGUAUUAGAACCGUUACAAAGGCUUGCUGGACUAGAAUGUAGUAAAGUUGACGUUUGUCCGAUUGAUGUUCAGAAUGUUAUUGAAGCUGAAAAAUGUAUGUCAAAUUUAAUUUAUAUGAGUCCGGGUGUUCAAAAAUUCUAUAGUGUUAGCGGAGUGGCUGAUGCAAUUACUCAAAGAAUCAAAGAAACGACGACCAAAUUACAUAGUGACAUUCGAUUUUAUGAUAUGAGAAUAUUAUUUUUAUUAACAGCAUUAAAUCCUGAUAUUAGACAACGUAUACGUGAAAAAUUUCAUGGAUUAUCCUAUUUAUUUGAAAUAAUUAAUCAGAUAAUGCAUAAUAGAGAAACGCUUGCAGCAGCCGAUUCAAAUAUAGUUUUAUCAAAUGAAGAUGUCGAUUAUCUAAUUGAAAUAUUGAAAACAUUAUUUAAUUUAACUGUUGAUCUGCCUAAUAUUACACAUUCGUAUGCAUUGCAAGAAGAAGAAGAGGAAGCACAUUUACAACGUUUAGUGAGCAUUCUACGUGAAUUAUUACUGUGUUUUGCUCAAAAUAGUGACAAACAAUUUGAAUUACAAAAUCAUAUAAUUAAUUUGUUAACAAAUAUGCCAAAGACAUGUUUUGAAGAAUUAUUAACGCCUGUAAAUGAUGAUGAAAGCGAAGAUUCCGAUUAUGAAUAUGAAGGUAAAAAUAUGGAAGCCAUUAAUAUCAUCUUACAAUUUCUUGAUUAUCGGAUAAUAAAACAAGAGGAAAUGAAAGCUUCUAAAGACGCAUUACUACCUGUAUUACAAUUAUUAAUUAUUAUGUGUCAAUCAAAUAGAAAUAUACGAAAGUUUUGUCGUCGACACAUAUUACCACCGUUAGGUGAAGAAAUAAUGAAUUUGCCAACAGAGGGACAAAAAUUACGAAAUAAAUUAACGCGAAUGAUGACAAGCCCAAAUUCAGAACUAAAAACAUUUUCAGCAAAAUUAUUAUUUGUUCUGUGCAAAGAAAAUGUCGAUCGUUUAAUCAAAUAUACAGGCAUUGGUAAUGCAGCUGGCCUCCUCUAUGAUUUUGGUUUAUUGGGACCACCACAUAAUACAAAUAAAGAUCAAUAUUCCAGUGAAUCAGAAGAUUCAGAUACAGACAUUUAUAAACGUUCUAUAGACCGAAUUAAUCGUAUAACUGGUAGCAUAGAUCCUCCUAAGGAAGCUGGGCCCAUGGACGAUUGGUCAGAAGAACAUAAAGAAAGAGAAAUAAUGAAAUUAGUUGACAACAUGCAGCGUGCUAUGGAUAUUGGGAUAAUACAACCGGCAACAAUCGGUCCCGAUGGUAAACCGAUACCUAUCAAAAGUGUUCUACAAUUUCGUGAAACAGUUGAAUUACGCAAAAAGUCAAACGAUCUACUACCAUCCGAAUCGAGCGGUGAUGAAUUGAGUGAGGAUAAAGCAAGUAAAGUUACAACAACUAAGAAAAACUAG